GCAUUUUCUACAGCUCAGCUCCAGGAUAAGCUACCUCAGCAAAGAUGAGUGCAGCAGCCCGAGUCGCUCAGACAGCGCAAGCCGUACGCGCGUUUCGAAAACCUCCAAAAAUUCGCAAAGCCCUCAAGCGCGACGAGAACGGUCUUCCAAUACCUCACGUCAAUGUUCUUGUCCGCGAUACACACCAAUGUCGACUUGCAGAUCACUAUCACACUACCCUCCAGGAUGACCUAAUGUACAUGACUUAUUUCCAUGAGUCUGGUCCACGUCCACCACCGCGUCAAAUCCGUCUGACUUACGACCCCAAUGACCCCUACACAAAAAACCGUCACAAUCCUCCCGUCGGUGGCUCCCAGCUAGGAAAGAAGCCGGCGCCUCCAACGACAUCCGAGAACGUGGUCCAGUUGGAGAAGAUAUCCAUUCAUAGUAUGGUGAAGGAGUCUAUCACCAACAGAAGCAGUCUGCUCGGCGCUCUUGCUGCGUUCAAGGCUCUCUCGGGAGAGACGCAAUUUGGUGGAGGUCGGCACACGAGCGAGGGUGUUCAGAUUGUGAAGGGCAUAAAGACGGUUGGUGGUUGGAUUCGGCCGGGUAUCCCUCUCGGUGUCAAAGUAGAGCUCAAAGGCCCAAAGAUGUACGACUUCUUGGGUACUUUGGUGGAGUUCGUCUUUCCGCGGUUACGGGAGUUCUCCGGGAUUGUCAUGCCUCCUGCAUCCUCAACUAUGAAUUCUCCUAGUGCUGUCUCUGGUGUGGUCUCUUUUGGAUUGCCGCCAGAGGCAAUGGGUCUUUUCCCCCAAAUAGAGGUCAACUUGGAUUCGUACCCGAAGUCAUACGGCAUGCACAUACAUUUUGUCACCAAUGCAGAGGGCAUUGGUGCUCAAAACCGGGCCAGAGCUCUGCUAUCAGGGUUCCAGGUUCCGUUCACGCGGAAGUAGACCAGAUGUCUGUUUACUCUACUUGUCAUCAUCAACUACUGCUCACACGUAUCUUUCAGAUUAUAUAUUGGUUAUGAUAAUAUUUU
Molecule: messenger RNA, 1018 nt
Organism: Serpula lacrymans var. lacrymans S7.9
Lineage: Eukaryota; Fungi; Basidiomycota; Agaricomycetes; Boletales; Serpulaceae
Exons: 2
Coding region: 45-932 (295 amino acids)
Biological process (GO): translation
Cellular component (GO): ribosome; cytosolic large ribosomal subunit
Molecular function (GO): RNA binding; structural constituent of ribosome
Source: RefSeq, a predicted model, not a curated record